Prorocentrum cordatum is the source of this 2242-nucleotide messenger RNA. The record is from the annotation of a GenBank genome assembly. Lineage: Eukaryota; Dinophyceae; Prorocentrales; Prorocentraceae.
AUGGAGGAGCAGGGCCAGGAGAUGUCGGAGGCGCUGCGGCGGCAGCGCUCCCAGCACGAGUCCCUGGCUGCAGCCGCGCAAGAGACCCGGGACCGGCUGGAAUCUACGAUCACAGCAAUCCAAGGAAUGGAGGCGCAGAGGCACGACGCCCGGCUGCAGCUGGUCGAGGGCCGCGCGCGGCAGAACACGGAGGGCCUGGAGGCCCUGGCGGAGGACGUCCGGAAGCUGGAGCGGGGCCUCGGGCCGGUCGCCCCGGAGCUCUCCAGGCUCGGGCAGAGCAUCGAGCUCGCCCACGACCACCUCAGCGGCCUCGUCAGCGGCGUCGAGGAAGCUCGGAGAAAGAUCCACGCUGGGGAGGACGACAUGAUCCCGCUGAGGGGCGCGAUGGACGCGCAUGGCGCUGCCGGUCCGCCUGGCGCGGCGCUGCGUAUCGGCGAGUGGGAGUUCCACGGGGGCACGCCAGGGACAAAGAACCGGCAUACAGUGGAGGGCGCGGUCGUGCUCGCGGCGAAGGUCGUGACCUUGGACAGCGGCAGGGAGGAGACAGACGCCAUACGGCGGGAGAUCGAGAUCCUGCGGAUGCUCCAUUUCGUGGAGACUCCGGUGGAGCUGGUCCUCCUCACGCGCUUCGCGCCGAGGGGGGACCUCUCCGGCUGCGUGCCGCGGAACACGUGCGUCGAGGAGGCGGAGGUGAGGAAGCUGAGCAGGCAGUUGCUCUCCGCGCUGGCGUUCCUGAGCGGGCGCUCCAUAAUCCACGGCGACGUGAAGCCGAGCAACAUCUUCCUGACCGAGCUCUGGGGCGCGAUGAUCCUGCAGCUCGCGGACUUCGGGCUGUCGCGCCGCCUGCCCCCCGGGCAGACGCUCGUCCACCUCUGCCAGGUCCAGGGCUCCCACGGCUUCAUCCCCGCGGAGGUGAUCCACCGGAAGGAGCUGCACUGCGCCUCCGACCUCUUCUCCUUCGGCGUCUUCGUCUUCCGCUACCUCGGCGGGUACGACCCCUUCUACCCCGCCUCCAAGGUCACCGACCCGCUGCUCUUCGACGAGGGCAGCUGGCGCCACGUCUCCCCCGCGGGCCGCGACUUCGUGGCGCGGACGCUGGCCGUGGAGCCCGCCGCGCGCGGCACGGCGCGCGCCCUCCUGGAGGAGCACCCGUGGGCCCGCGGCCCCGCGGCCCCGGCGCCCCCCGCGGACGCUGGCCGUGGCCUGCGCUUCCACGACCUGGAGGGCGCCCUGGCGCUCUGGCAGAGGUGCUCGGGGUCCUGGCCCGCGGACGCGGACGCCAACCCCGGCAUCGCAGCCUGGCCAUGGACUGCUCCUGAGACGCGCCCGGCGCCGCUCGGCUCCUCCCCCCUGCUUCUCGAGGAUCUUGCUGCUCCCCGUCCUCGUCACCCUUCGACCUCCACCCUCCGCACCCUCGGCGCGGCAGGUGCCGCCGCGCCCGGAGGGUGCCAUCCCUCUCCGGCCUCUCCUUAGCUCUCCUUCCUUCUCUCGCUGGUUCUCCGGGCAGCCGCCUGCCCGGACAGAGCCUUGCAUUGCCUCGGUCGCGCUGGUGUCGUCGGAGCCAGCGGAGGGGGGCGGUGGCAGCGGGCAUGGGUGGCAGGGCAGGCCCCGAAGGUCUCACGGCAGCAGCCGUCUCGUGUGGCCGACGGGGGAGGCGCAGCUCGGCUUUCCGCGCUGGCCUCGGCGAUCGACGCUCUGCCCCACACCCGCACUUUGUAACUCCUGUGGGCCAAGGGUACAGGGCAUGGAUCACAAAACGUGGCCUCCAGAGGUCGGAUGGAAUCCAUGCCACCCGCUCCGUCGCCUCGUGGGGCAGGCUGGGCUCACGCACGCUCAGGACGGAUGUAAUUGCUCCAGACUGCUCUGGAACGCUCUCAGAUCUGGAGCGCCCUGGAACGGCGGCGGCGCCCGACGGAUUCCUGAGACCCGCCAGGUCUCAGAGAUUCCCGUUGUAUCUCGGUCCUAGUAUGUCUGCAUCCUGCCUUUGUUUUAUUUGGGCAGACCACCGAUCGCCUACUGUAGUAUUGCAUCGUGUUCCACUCUGGGACAGCAUCUGCACAGGGCCCUUGCUCCUCUCCAUGAUCUCUUUUCUUGCCCCGGUGCCAGCCGCAUUUGAACACGGGCCGCCAGCGUGUGGGCCGCUAGAUCUGAUCACGGAGUGAUCUUCUCGCAGUGGAUUUAACUGAGCGAUCCUGCGCAGUGUGUUUGAACUUCGCCGAUAGGAGAGUUGGGACGGGGGGGG